AUGAAGAGGAUGUACAUUUCUAAUUUUCGAGCCGAGAGCUCGAUCAAUGUCGAGGAUGUAUCCGCAGCUUGGGCAAUAUUGCUUAAAGACUAUAUUGGAUCUUUUGACGUGUCUUUUUCUUUGGCGGGACCGAGUUUUGGGCCAUCUCAUAGAAUUGAUUUAUGUAUGGCCGAGGAGACAACGGUCAAUGAAAUAUAUCAAGAAAUAGAAAAACAACUAGCAUCUCGCGACGAGCACGACACAAAAGAAGAAGAUCUAUCUUAUCGCACUCGAUUACACAUCUAUGAUGCUAGAUCAGAAAAUUCACCUGGGAGAUUACCAGAAGAUGAAAUUUUCAGCAACGACUUGCUGGUCACAGAUGGCUCCCCAAAAGUGGAGAUGGACCUGUGGCUUGAUGUCGUUAUAUCGAAUAACGAAGGGCAUGUUUAUCUUUCUGCCCGUUCGAUGUCAACAACGUGGAGCGAGACAUAUCUUCGGAGACUCUUGAAACAGCUAGAGCACGUGAUUUGCCAAAUCCAACCACAGGAAAACAGAACCACAUUGAUAUACAACAUAGAAACCGCGACAGAAAUGGAUAGAGAGCAGAUUUUGCUAUGGAAUGCCCAUAUACCAGGCGCAGUGGAAAGUACCGCCUUGAAGAUCUUUUCCAACCACGUUACAAAAUCUCCUACUGCUCCUGCGGUAAAUGCCUGGGAUGGUGAUCUAACUUACCAAGAGCUUGACAACUUAUCGACAACCUUCGCAUACCAUCUAAUAUCCCUGGGUGUGGGCAAAGGAAAUAUUGUACCUUUAUGCUUUGAGAAAUCCAAAUGGACUGUCGUUGCCAUAUGGGCAGUCAUAAAAACGGGAGCUGCAUUUCUGUUGGUCGAUGAGGUUUUACCAGAAGAAAGACUACGACUACUUGCAAAUACUAUUUCAGAGGAAAAAAUCCUUGUCUUAUGCUCGGUCUCUCAAUAUGACAAAGCAAAAUGUUUGGACUCUAGGAUUGUUGUUGUUGAAGAAGAAUAUCUUGACAAGAAUUUGCUACGUUCUUCUACUCCAACACCGGAGUGCGCUAGCCCGUCUGAUCUCCUCUAUAUUGUCUUCACAUCUGGAACUACCGGUGUUCCCAAGGCAACAAUGAUCCAAAAUUCGAAUAUUUGUUCUUAUGUUGACGCAAUGGAAGGUCUCCAGAACCUUGAUCAUAAAUCUCGAAUACUUGCAUGGGCAUCAUAUUCAUUCGACGUUUCCUUGGCAAAUAUCUUUCUUAGCUUUCUGACAGGGUCAUGUCUUUGUAUUCCCUCAUCCUGGGAAUGCAAGAAUGACGUGGCUGGAAUCAUCCAGCGUUAUCAAAUUACUUAUGCUAUGAUGACUCCGUCUGUAAGUAAGAUGUUGCGUCCUUCAGAUUCGUCUACUCUAGAAAUACUCGAACUUUGCGGCGAGCCAUGUAGUGAGGAUGCUCUGUCAAGAUGGAGAAAAACGUGCACACGUGUUAUGAACACAUAUGGACCAGCAGAAUGCACGGUGACAGGCGUCGCAAAUGGGAAUGUUCUGCUAUCUCCCAAAUCUACGAUAAUUGGAAAGGGGUUGGGUGCGUGCUGGGUAGUGGACCCGAUUAAUCGUGACCGCCUCGCACCGGUUGGAGGAAUUGGUGAAUUGAUGUUGGAAGGCCCACUGGUUGGUAUGGGCUAUCUACACAAUUUAGAAGCUACGCAAUCAAGCUUUGUUGAGGCACCUAAGUGGAUGCAGCAACACUUCGAAAGUCUGGCGAUGGGAACCCGAGGUCGUCUAUACCGAACUGGAGAUCUGGUUCGUUAUACAGAAGACGGCAUGAUUGAUAUUGUUGGACGACGGGAUAUGCAAGUAAAGAUUCGCGGGCAGAGAGUGGAACUAGGCGAACUAUCAGCUCACUUGCAACGUAUCAUGUCACCAACUAUCCAGUGGAUUCCAGAGGUAGUGAAGCUCAACAAACGUGUCGAAUCUCUUAUUGUUUUUAUCGUUCUACCAGAAGAUCAAGGCAACAGAGCAGAACUAUCGCAAUCUGUGGUCAAUCUAUGGGACUCACUAUUGAAGAGCAAGCUACACCCGGCCAUGGUUCCGACGGCCUAUGUUCAAAUUGCUCAGAUACCACUUGGAUUGACUGGUAAGACGAACCAUCAUGAAUUGAAGAAGAUAGGGCAAUCCUUAUCCCCGAGCUCAUUCAUAUAUCCACAAACUGGGAUGUUCACUCAGCCCCAGGAAGAGUCUCUUGAACCUAUCCAUUUAGAAGGAUCUAUUGAUAAAACAAAAGAUAUCAAUGGACGCGAUUUCAUCAACGAAGAACCCAAUAUUACUGCAGAGCAAAAUAACCAUAUUAGAGUGCCCGAGAAAAGCCACCGUAUGGAAAUACUGAAGCACGUUUGGGCCGAGCUUUUUGAUACAGAUUUAGCUUCCAUGCAUCCAAAUUCCUCGUUUUUUGAAUAUGGAGGAGAUUCUCUAACAGCAAUAGAGCUUGUUGGUUUGGCCUCACGAAGAGGAAUUCAGCUUGACGUAGCUAUGAUUUUCAGACAUCCAGAACUUUCAGACUUGGCAUCAUGGAGCAGGUUCAGUGCCAAUUUGAUGCCUCAAGUGCCAGAACCAUUUUCUCUAUUGUCAAGGAGAAUAAAUCUAAAUGAAAUUGCACUGGCUUGCCAUACAUACCCGGAGAAUGUUGAGGAUGCAUAUCCUUGCACGCCGUUACAAGAGGGUCUAAUCACGUCAAGUGACUCGAAAUCAGCAAGCUAUAUCGGUAGGGCCAGUUUGCGACUACCACAAAAGAUCAGCCUCCCAAGGCUUAAGAGAGCUUGGGAAAGGGUCUUGCAAGUUCAUCCGAUCUUACGUACACGUAUCGUUGAUUUGCCGGCUGAAGGCCUUGUCCAGGUGAUCUUGAAAGAUAAUGGAGUCCCUUCUGAAAGCCAAAUCAGCAAUCCACACAGUUACGACCCGGAAAAUGAUGAUCUGAAAAUGGGACUGGGUACCAGUUUGUUUCAUUAUGCUUUUCUGCGCGACGAUAACGCAAAGUCGACUUAUCUCGUUGUGACAAUGCACCAUGCAAUCCAUGAUGGUUGGACUCUGCCUCGACUAGGCGAGGAGUUAUUCAAGGCAUACCAAGGCGUUCGGCUUGAAGAAAGUUUAAGUUUUAAUGUAUUUAUCAAAUAUAUUAGGAGCCUUCCAGAAAAACUCGCGAUGAACUUUUGGGCCGAGCAAUUUGCGGGAGGAAAGGAAACCACAAUCUUUCCCGUCGUGUCUCAGGAGCUGGGGGAUCCCUCGGCAAAGAGCUCACUGAAGUCGACAAUACGGUUACAGCGCAGUGCCAUUCAGACAAUAUCUACGCCAUCGAUUUUGAGAGCGGCCUGGGCGUUAGUCGUUUCUAAGAAUCUGGCCAGUGAGGACAUCACCUUUGGGGCUACGGUGUCAGGUCGUAAUGUUCCGAUAAAUAAUAUUCAAGACCUGCUUAGCCCAACCAUUUGCACAAUCCCUGUUCGCGUGAGAUUGUAUGGAGACAUGAGAGUCGACAAUUUCCUUCAAGCAAUUCAAAAUCAAAGUAUCGAUGCGAUGCCUUAUGAGAACUACGGCCUCCAAAAUAUCCGAAAGAUCAACUCCGAGACGCAGCAUGGAACGAGAUUCCAGACACUCUUCAUCGUCCAUCCGCCAAACAAUAGGAGCCUUCCCCAUAGGCAGUCACUCUCCACACUCAGUGCAUCCGAACAAAAGCUUAAGACUCAGUUGGAAAACAUUAAUCUGAGUUCCUCCCUAUCCAGCUUCAAUGAAUAUGCUUUGAUGAUCACUAUUCAACAAGAGAGCUCAAAUCUUGAAGUAGAGGCCAAUUAUGACUCAAACAUACUCGAGGCGUGCCAAAUUGAAUUACUUUUAGAUCAACUUGCACACUUGACCCAGGAGAUUUCCCGAUCAGAAAACAUGACAAAAAAGCUGAAAGAGAUCCGAUAUGCCAGUGAUAGCGAAUUGGAAACAAUCUGGGAGUGGAAUGCUGCUGAACACAGGCCAAAGCGGAAGCUUGUUCACGAACUAAUCAAUCAAACCAUUGGCGCUUCCCCUGAAGCAACGGCCAUCAGAGCUUGGGACGGCAGCCUGGUUUAUAAAGAGCUUGACAGGUUAGCAGCACGAAUUGAGGGAAAACUCCGACGACAAGGGGUUGGCAGAAAUGAUAUUGUACCCAUAUGCAUGGAAAAAUCCAUGUGGACAACCGUUGCUAUGCUCAGCAUCCUGAGAGUUGGAGCAGCCUUCGUGGUGAUGGAUGUUCGGCAUCAACCAAAGAAGCGUCUACAGAUCAUUGCUCAGGAAGUCAAGGCCAAGUGUAUUGUUACAACUGGUCCUGCGACGGCAUUGGCAGGAGAGCUCGUAAAAGAUAUUAUAAUCUGUGACAACCUGUCGGACGAUAAUGAUGAUGAUACCAUUUCUUCUAUAUCUGAGGGAAGCUAUAGUUCCACUUCAGACAUUGCUUUUAUAGUGUUCACUUCUGGAAGCACAGGGAUCCCCAAGGGUAUCAAAAUCACUCACGAGAACUUCACUUCGACCAUUGAAAUCCAUGCACAUAAGUUAAAGUUGUCAAGCGACUCAAAUAUCUAUGACUAUGCGUCUUAUAGUUUUGAUAUUGCAGUACAUAACUCGCUGAUGGCACUGACCUUGGGCGGUUGUCUCUGUAUACCUAGCGAGGAUGACCGUGAAAAUGAUAUUGAGGGUUCCUUUGAGCGGCUAGGAGCAAACUGGGUUGAUAUUACACCAUCCGUUGCAAAACUAAUCGAGCCAUCUGCAAUUCCUAGCCUAAAUACUCUCGUGCUUAGUGGUGAAGCAAUGACUAGAGAGGUGGUGGAAAAAUGGAGCACAAGAGUGGCAUUGAUAAAUGCCUAUGGCCCUGCCGAAUGCCAGAUCUGCACAAUCCAAGAAGAUGUUACGAACCCUACGCGGGCAUCCGAUAUUGGACGCGCUGUUGCUUGCUCAGCUUGGGUGGUCGAUCUUGAGAGUGGCGAUCUCUCCCCAAUUGGAGCUAUUGGCGAGCUUGUUAUUGAAGGGCCCAUCAUAAGUCCUGGUUAUCUCAAUGCAAGAGGUGACGCUUUCGUAAGCAAUCCUCCAUGGUUGCUAAGGGGAUCAUCGAAGAUUCCUGGAAGGCAUGGAACGGUUUACAGAACAGGGGAUCUUGUUCGAUAUCGACCCGAUGGUACACUCGUGUACGCUGGUAGGGCAACAGAUCAAAUCAAGUUACACGGCCAACGAGUAGAACUUGGAGAGGUGGAAUUUCAAGUUCGACAAGUAAAACGAGAUUCGGACGAGGUUAUUGUUGACUUGGUUGACUUCCAUGGAACGAGUUCGCUUACUGCUUUCUUUGCUUCACCUGCCAAGGAUCAGGCAGACAAUAAGAUUGGGAAUGUUGUCCAAGAUACAUUGCUGAACCUGCAACUUGAAAUUGUCCCUUCGGAUUUAUUGGUCAAACUGAGAAGUAUUCUUCCAGGAUACAUGGUUCCAGCAAUGUUCUUGAGGGCAUCUCAUCUACCUCUGACGCCUUCGCGGAAGGUAGAUCGACGGAAGAUGAAGAAACUCGCUUCGCAGAUACCCAGGGAUCUUCUCAUAGGGUUUGAGCAAGGAACCAAAAAUAAUGAUGAUGGAACAGACUUAAAUGAACGGGAAGUGGAAAUGCUUGACGUUUGGUCCCAGGUUUUGAAGCUUGAUAAGUCCCGAAUACAGCGACAAAGUGACUUUUUCCAACUAGGAGGAGAUUCUAUCUCAGCAAUGCGGUUGGUAAAGUACUGUCGUCUGAAAAGUUUGCUGUUCACACUGUCGGAUGUCUUUCGUCACUCUCAAUUCCAGGAGUUAUGCAAGCUUGCCAGCGACGCGGUGCAUGACAACAGUUGGCCCGAGACGACCUCCAAACUUGUUUCCCCAUUCUCGCUUUUGUCUAUCCACCAUAAAAACUCUCUUGUUUCAUUGGCAGCGAGUGCCUGCAGAGUUCCCGAAGAAGUAAUUGACGAUAUGUAUCCCUGUACACCGUUCCAGGAAGGAGUCUUUGCAAUGACUGCUGGAGAUUCUUCAGCUUAUGUGCAACAUACGGGAAUAAGAUUCAGCGAUCAGCUAGAUCUAGACAGAGUUCUCAUGUCGUGGGCUACAGUCAUUGAUAAAAGCCCCAUAUUGCGGACACGUCUCGUUCACGGGGAGGAAAGUGCAGUUCUAUUUCAGGUUAUCAUUAGACCACGGCCACAAGAAUGGAAGUGGUAUGACACCGUGGCUGACUAUUUGUCAGAGUCAAUGAAAGUACCAAUGGGCCCUGGAGAUCCUCUUUUCCGUCUCGGGUUGAUUCGUGCAGGCUCAACCUCUUUGAAUAGAUCAACACCCACUUUGAUAUGGACAAUGCAUCACGCAGUGUAUGACUCCUGGAGUAUGGAUUUAAUCCUUCGACAAGUGUCGGCACACUACCGUGCUGAGGAUCGUAUCUAUAUCAAUCCGAAUUACAAUUCUUUUGUAAAAUUUAUCCUUGACCAAGAACAAAAAAGUGCUCAAUGGUGGGGUUCCUAUCUCAGAGGGGCUUCAGAUGCAUCAAUAUUUCCCAAGGCACCCAUGGUUGAGAGCUUACAAAUGACUGAUAAAGUUAUUCGCAAAGAAUUUGUCUUCCCUGAUGCCCUUCCACCAGGGUACUCUCCAGCUGUACUCCUACGUGCUGCUUGGGCAAUAGUCAUGGCUCGACAUACUGGUGGUGAGAGGGUUUUGUUCGGCGAGACGCGCUUGGGCAGAAAUGUCAGCCUGGAGGGCAUUGAUGCACUGGUCGGACCAGCGAUUGCGUCAGUGCCUAUACUUGCGAGUGUGAACCGAGACCAGACAAUAUCUGCUUUCUUGACACAAAUCCGUGAUAUAGGCCUUGAGGUACAGAAUUUUGAGCACCUUGGUAUACAGAAUAUCCGACGCAUCAGUGAAGACGCAAGAGCCGCUUGCAACUUCCAGACCCUCCUGGUUUUCUUAGAAAAUAAGGAUAGGGUGGAUGGUGAUUCCUUAUUUCAUGUCGAUGAAACAAUGGAUGACAUUCGGAAUUUUAACAGCUACUACUUACUGCUCUACCUCAGUUUGAGCAAGAGCCGCUUCGUCAUUGAAGCGGUUUUCAAAGACUUCACCGUCGACCAGGGCAUGGUGGAACUGCUUCUGGACCAAAUAAAUGUGAUUCUAUCGAACUUCAGUACAUUACCAUCACAAGCCUUAAUCCAAGAGCUUGAUACGGCAAGUGAUUAUGACUUGGCUAAGAUCUGGAACUGGAACGCAAUGCCAUCAGAUUCCGUGGAUAAAUUCGUCCAUGAUCUUAUUUCACACAAAGCAAGAGAAAAUCCAGAUAAGCUUGCUGUACAUGGGCAUGAUGGGGAAUUUACCUAUCAACAACUAGAUGAUUACUCAACGUGUCUAGCCAGUCUGCUCAGUUCAAGGGGUAUCGGCCUAGGCUCAAUUGUGCCAAUAUGCUUCGAGAAAUCCGCCAUCGUCCCAAUCGCUAUGUUAGCUGUCAUCAAAACCGGCGCGGCAUUCACUGUGAUGGAUGUAACUUAUCCGGAGAACAGGCUCAAGAGUAUUACAUCGGCCGUUAAGGCUCAACUUAUUCUCUCAAGUCCAUCACAAGUACAGCUAGCAGAACGGCUUGCUGAUAAAGUUUUCCUGGUAGACAAAUCAACCUUUUCAACAAAUGUGCCUGAAGCCCUUCAGGAAGUCUCACAAGACACAAACAGACUGAUGUAUAUUUGUUUUACCUCUGGGAGUACCGGAGAACCAAAAGGCGUGAUGGUCACUCAUCGAAACCUUGCAUCAGCAGCUGUCGCACAAACCCAGGCCCUCGAUUUUGUCCCAGAAGAUCGAAUAUAUGAUUUCUCUUCCCAUGCUUUCGAUGCUAAUAUCUGGCACUUCUAUCUGGGAUGGGUGGCCGGUGCGUGUGUUUGUAUACCUUCCAAUGAAGAGCGAAAAGAAAACCUGGCAGGAAGUAUUACGUCGUUUAGGAGUACAGCAUUGUUUUUGACACCAUCUGUGGCCCGCUCUCUUAACCCGCAGGAGGUUUCCACUGUCAAGAGGCUGUAUCUAGGUGGCGAGGCAGUAACACCUUUGGAUGUAUCUAUGUGGAAGGAUCACCUUGACUUAUGGGGUGCCUACGGACCAACAGAGACGACACCUCUGUGUAUAUUCACACGUCUUCGGUCCCCCGACAAUGCCUCCAAUAUUGGGCGUGGAGUAGGCGUAAGGUCAUGGAUAUGCAAUCCAAAUGGUGGUGAGCUUGUGGCGAUCGGUGCUGUUGGUGAAAUGGUCAAUGAGGGUCCUCUCGUUACGAAUGGAUACUACAACAGACCUGAAAGGACCGCUGCAGUGUUCAUUGAGAAUCCCAAGUUUUUGCAACGUGGACAUGGCCAUAUAUCUGGGCGCCCUGGGAGACUUUAUCGGACCGGUGAUUUGGUAAGGUACUGCUAUGAUGGCACGAUACAGUAUCUUGGGCGUGCAGACACCCAGGUCAAGCUGCGUGGUCAGAGAGUUGAGUUUGGUGAAAUCGAAUAUCAAAUGAAACACGCACUUCCUGAAAUGACAUCUGUAUGUGAUGUUGUGGUGCACCCCAGUUCUAAAAGGCCCAUGCUUGUUGCAUUUUGCGCAAGUCCUUAUUGGAAAAUUCCAAUAGACAAGAAGGCUUUGCAAAUGCAUCUUGGUAAGUGUCUUCCAUCAUACAUGGUACCUGAAUUCUUUUUUACCCUCAGUGAUAUUCCUAAAAACCCUUCCGGAAAAGUCGAUCGCCUCAAAUUACGAGCGAUGGGAGUUUCAAUGAUGCAGGAAUCAAGCUCUCAUCAAGAAAAGGUCAGCAUAGAAUGUGUUUAUGGCCCUUUGACAGAGAUGGAAAGUCGCUUGGCAGGGCUUUGGAUCACGGCCCUGGGAGAUUCACCCACAAUCAUAGGCCCAGAAAGCGAGUUUGCCGAUGCCGGGGGUGAUUCUAUUGCUGCCAUGAAGUUGUCCAACCUUGCUCGCAAGCACGAGCUCAGCUUAACAGUCAGGGAUAUACUGGGGAACUCGAGGUUGUCAGCAAUGGCUCUUGCUAUGACCGCAAUUGAUAACACUGGUUCCACUUACAAAGCCUUUUCUCUAUUGGAUGCAUCACAAAGAGACGUGCUUAGGUCUCGCGCAGCGAGAAUUUGCAAUAUUCCCGUCGGGUCGAUUAUGGACAUCUAUCCUGCGACGCCGCUCCAAACCGAAGUAUUCGCCCUGACGAUGAAGCAGCCACAGGCAUAUAUGAAAACUUCCGCUUUUGAGGUUCCGUCCCAUCUCGAAUUUCAAAAGAUUAUCCAGGCCUGGAAUGUUGUUGUAGAAAGAAAUCCAAUUCUACGAACUCGAUUCGUGCAAUUGCCAUCUGGGGAUUUACUCCAGGUUGUUGUGAAAGGGCACGAAUGGAAACAAUAUGAUCGUGUCGACUCUUAUACCAAAGCGUCCAUGCUUGAUAGCCUAGACCUCGGAAAACAACUAUCACAUUUAGCCAUAAUUCGUCAGGACUCGGUGAUCAAGAUUGUUUGGACUGUCCAUCACGCUCUAUACGAUGAAUGGUCCAUAUUAAUCCUGGAGGAUCAGCUGAGAAGAGCAUACAAAGGUCACCACAUAAGAGAGCCACCAGCGUAUGCCAAUUUUAUUGGAUAUUUGUCUUCACAAAACAAAGCAAAAGCUGUGGAAUAUUGGAAAAAUCGUCUAGCCGGUGUUACUCCAGCAUCUAUAUACCCGAAAUUACCAUCAAGACAUCAUCUCGUACGGCCGUCCGCUGUGUACAACCGUACUUUGAAAUAUACUGGCGCACAUCGCGGCAACCUACAAGCCAAGGUGUACGCAUCUUGGACUCUGAUUGUGGCUAAACUAAUGGGAUCAGAUGAUGUCCUAUUUGCUUCCACAUUGACCGGCCGAAAUAUUCCAGUGAAAGGCGUUGAGCAGAUGGUGGGCCCUAUGAUCACGCCAGUUCCGAUCCGAGUUCGUCUGGGUACGAUCAAGCAGCGAGUCGAUGAUUUCCUGACUAUGAUUCAAAAUGAGAUAACGGAAAUGGCCCCAUUUCAGCACGUUGGAACACGAGAUAUUCAAAGCAUCGAUCAGGAUACGCAGGCCGCCUCGAAAUUCCAGACCCUCAUUGUCAUGACACCUGCGAAAGAAAAUGAGGAUCAGACUGCGGAGCACCUCACAACAUCUAAUUCUGAGUUAGAGAACUUUAAGGGUGAUAGCUUUCACACCUUUGCUCUAGUUCUGUUUUUGUUCCCCAAAAAAUCGUGUAUUGAUCUCCAAGUCGUGUUUGACCCUGACGUGCUCCACAAACGCGAAAUCGAACGCCUUAGUGGUAGACUGGAAAAAGUUAUGAUUGAUAUGGAUGAAAUGAAAUAUAUUUCGUCUAUCGAUUGUGUUAGUAAGGAAGACGUGGAUGAUAUAUGGAAAUGGAACUCCACCGUGCCGAUCGCUUCAUCUCAGUCUCUUCAUGAAGCCAUCGUUGCAGGAGGGAAGGGUCGCUCAGAUAAAGUUGCUAUUGACGCCUGGAACAUUCGAAUAACUUAUGCACAACUUGAAGAGCUCUCAGAUAAUCUUUCCGUGACAUUACUGGGACAGGGUGUCAGGAAGGGGUCAGUUGUUCCACUGCUUUCGCACAAGUCAGGUUACGUGCCCGUUGCGGCAUUGGCCAUCCUCAAGUCUGGAGCAGCUUUUAUGCCACUGGAUGCCAGUCUGCCGCUCAAUCGAAUCAAAGAGAUAGUCGAUCAAGUAAAUCCAGAGUUCAUCCUGGCUGCUGACUCAACUCACAACAUUGCUACUAAGCUGCAGCUGCGUGUAAUCAGUAUCGAAGGCUCUCUCAAAAGCACAACGAGAGCAACGAAUUCUUUGCAGCGAGUUAUUCAGAUUGAGCCGGAUGAUAUUGCAUGCGUUCUUUUCACAUCUGGGAGCACUGGAAAACCCAAAGGUGUAAUGCAAACCCAUCAAUCUUUGUCCUCUGCAAUCAUACAUCAAUCGACAGACACUGGCUUCAAUGAGAAUGCCAGGGCGUUUGAAUUUGCAUCUUACGGGUUUGAUGUAAGUUGGAAUAUGAUUUUCAAAGUACUGGCAAGGGGGGGUACCCUCUGUGUUCCAAGUGAUGAUGAGAGAAACAAUGAUUUAACCGGUGCUCUCAAUCGCUUCCAAGCCACACUAACUGAGCUAACUGCCUCUGUUGCUCGUCUGAUCAACCCCGCGGAUCUUACCACACUUGAGAAUAUCAUACUUUCUGGUGAACCAGUGGACCUACGUGAAUUCGAUCAUUGGAAACCAAAGGUUCGCUCAGUCGUUUGCUAUGGACCUUCUGAGUGCACGUCAGUCUCAACUAUAAACAGAGGAGACAGCGGCCAAGCAAACAAUAGGGGAAUCGGCAAGGGGUCUGCCUGCGUCACAUGGCUAGUCAAUCCAAAUAAUCACCGGCAAUUGAUGCCAGUAGGAGCUGUUGGGGAAAUUCUCAUCCAAGGCCCGAUCGUUGGCAAGGGAUACUACAACAAUGAUCCACUGACGAGGGCUUCAUACACUUAUGAUCUGCCUUGGCUGCACGCUGGUAAUAGCGUCGUGUCUAGUCGCUCAUUCAUAUCUGGCGAUCUCGCAACCUAUGACGCUGAUGGAAACCUUCAUUUUGUGUCUCGCAAAGAUCUCCAAGUAAAACUACACGGACAAAGGAUAGAGCUUGAAGAAGUCCAAUACCAUGUUCGUUCGAUAUUGGGAGACCUCCCCGUUAUCGCAUGUGUUUUCAACGAUCCGGCUAAAGGUAAUGCGCAAAAGCUUGCAAUAUUCAUAUGUGAGAAACGUGCGAUCAAAGAUCAGCAGAAAUGCGAAUUCACGUCUCCAGACCCCGCUACAGUUGGGAUUGUCGUAACUCUCGACGAGAAGCUCGGAUUAAUUGCCCCCAAGUACAUGAUUCCAUCGGUUUACUACUUUAUUACAACCACUCCACGCACACCGAAUGGCAAAAUCAACCGCCAGAAACUAGUUGAAAUGGCUCUUGUAGCCCAACCAGACCAGAUAUACCACGGGAGGACUUCCCAACAGACAACUGGCAGGAUGCCAAAUUCUGAAAAUGAAAUCACAAUGCAGCAAUUAUGGGCCAUAGCGCUACGAACAAGUGAAAAUAUAUCGGCCGACGAUGACUUUUUCCAUCUCAAUGGAGACUCCAUAAGUGCUAUGAGACUUGUUGCGGCGGCGCGAGAUCGAGGUUUCGUUCUCAACGUUGCGACUAUUUUUGACAACCCGAAGCUUUCCGAUCUUGCCCUAAAACUAGUUUCAACUAGGACAUCACACUUAACCAUGAAGCCAUUUGACUUACUUGAUGAUGGUGUGGAUACAACCGACAUACGCGGAGAAGUUGCAGUUAAAUGCGGAAUACGGGAUCCAGAUGAUGUCGAAGACGUUUACCCUUGUACGCCUUUACAGGAGAAUAUGCUAGCCGGCACGAUUAGAGACUCCCAUGCAUUUAUUAGCUUGAGACUAUAUCACGUUCCCAAGCAUGUUGAUCUCCAAAGGCUACGCGAUGCCUGGAUGUCGGUUGUAAAGAAACAUCCGAUUUUGCGGACUCGACUGGUUGACAUAGAAAAACAUGGCCUGAACCAGGCUGUGAUUCGAGUGCGAGAUGAUAGCGAUCUCUGGGGCUACUCCGAUAUGGAAACUUUUCUUAAAGAAAAUCUGGAGGAAAACAUGGGCCUAACAACGCCGUUGACUCGCUGGGCUCUGAUUAAAGAGCAGGAUGAGCAUAGAUUAGUUUGGAAAAUUCACCAUGCUGUAUACGAUGGCUGGAUGUUGCCGCUGAUUGAAGAUGAGGUGAACAAGAACUAUCAUGGCAUGGAGUCCGAUACGUACCUUGAUAUACGGCCAAUCGUGAAAUACAUUAUUAAGGAGCCAAAGGACGCGUCUAUCUCAUUCUGGAGUCGAGAACUGGCAAGUGCCGAGCAGAGUAUUGUUUUCCCGUCUUUUCCUCACCAAAGCAAAAACGCGCAUCCCUCGGCAUACCUAGAGAAAGAUCUGAUAAUGAGUACUGCUCCACAGAGCCGCCAGAUCAAUAUAUCAGCUCUAUUGUACGGAAGUUGGUCUGUGGUAGUGUCGCGACUCACAGGGAACUCCAAAAUCAGGUUCGGCUCUAUUCUUACAGGGCGCAAUGCACCAGUCGAUGGCAUCGAACGGGUUAUGGGACCAACAAUCACAACUAUUCCAAUUUUGAUCGAUGUGAACGGCAGUUCCACAGUACAGGACUACAUGCGGCAGAUACAAGACAUGAAUAUCCGCAGAAUACCUCAUGAGCAUUUUGGUAUCAACGCUAUCCGGCGUAUCAAUAAUUCAUGUAAGACGGCUUGUGAUUUCCAAACAGUCCUAGUUAUUCAACCUAGCACUGAGAGCGCCCAAAAUCAAGCCUCCGCAAACGAUCAAGCAAUUCUUGAGGAACUGGACGAGACAACGGUGGAGGGAUUUCCAGAUCAAUAUUCAGUCUUGAACCAGUAUGGCUUGAUGCUAGAACUUUUGCCAAAUGGCAAUAAGAUGAAAGUACGAGCCAGCUUUGAUUCUAAGGUUAUCUCUCAUUUGCAACUAGAAAGGAUUCUUGCAAUGUGGGAGAUUACUAUCCAGCAUAUGAUGAAAACUUCAAAUCAUCAGUCCAUUUCGGUGGGGUCACUGAAUUCCCUCUGUGACGAAGAUCUUCGAGGUAUUUGGAAGCGGAACGAAAUUCCGGUGAAUCCAGCCACUACAAAAUUUGUCCUUGAGACAAUAUCUGAGAUCGCACUGAAGCAGCCCAAUGCUCUUGCUAUUGACUCAUGGGAUGGCCAGUUGACGUAUGAAAAGUUGGAUAUGGCUUCCUCGCUGCUGUCUGACCGGCUUCUCUCCAUGGGUGUCGGUCCUGGUUACUUCGUUCCCCUCAUCUUCCGAAAGUCAAUGUGGACGAACGUUUCAAUGCUUGCAGUUAUGAAAUCUGGAGCCGCAUUUGUUCCUCUUGAUGCAGAUCACCCUGAAGGCCAUCUCAGAGCUAUCAUGCAACCUCUUAAUGCGGAGAUAAUCUUAUGUGAAGCGUCAACUCGGGACCGGGCUUCUCGACUUGCCCGUUGUACAAUAAUAGUGGACGAUGAGGUAAUCCCCCAUAUUCGGGACCGUAUCAAACCAGAAUCUUUAGCAUAUGCUGUAUUCACUUCCGGCAGUACUGGAGCCGCCAAAGGAGUCAUGAUCAGUCACGAGAACCUUGCAACGGCUAUUCAUUACCAAGCUGGAGCUGGAGCCUAUGGGAUUAACAAGGACAGCAGGACGCUGGAUAGUUCGUCCUAUUCGUUUGAUGCCUGUGUUUGCAACUUUUUCUACACUGUCACACAAGGAGGUUGUCUGUGCAUACCCAGGGAUGAUUCCUUACGAGGAGAUCUUGGGUCAUUCAUGCAGCAAUAUAAAGUAAAUUGGGCACAGCUAGUGCCUUCAGUUGCUCGCACUGUCGAUCCCGCAAUGUUGACGGACUUGGAAACCCUCGUUCUUACGGGUGAGCCAUUGACAAAGGGUGACAUUGAGACCUGGUGUCACAGAGUCCGACUGAUUAAUGCGUAUGGCCCAACCGAAUGUACUAUCCUGUGCUCUGUUUCGCCCAGAAUAACCGGCGGUUCUCAGCUUGGACAUAUUGGCUGUGGAAGUGGAGCAAAUUUAUGGCUGACAGAAAUUGGUAACCCCAGAAAAUUGGCACCAAUUGGUGCUGUUGGAGAGAUUUUGAUUGAGGGUCCAAUUAUUGGUGCUGGAUAUCUCGGGCCGUAUGAAUUCCCUAUCGUGGAGGAUCCCCCAUGGCUCAUUGCAGGAAUGGAAGGAUCUCAUGGCCGUUCAGGUAGACUUUUCCGCACAGGCGACCAGGCAAGAUAUACGGAUGAUCUACAAUUGGUAUUCAUGGGCCGAAUUGGGGCAGAGAUAAAACUACGAGGUCAAAGAGUUGAUCUCUUUGCAAUUGAGGAUACCAUUCGACGCCGAAUUUCAAACCAUUGGGAAAUUGCUGUUGACAUUGUGCAUCUAACCUUGGGUCAAAGUGGUGGCGAAUACGAGAGGCAAACGUUGGUCAUUUAUGUAUGUGACAAGAAAUUGGAGCUAUGUUCCCCUUCAGACCGCUUGGAGGGCUUUGGAAGCGCGCUCCAGCCCAUUAUUUCGGAUCUCAAAGCGUACUUCGACACCUCAAUGCCAUCAUAUCUACAGCCAGAAGCCUUUGUGCCAAUAUCAUUCAUGCCGAAAACUAGUUCUAGCAAAACAGAUCGCCGCCGUCUGAAAGCUAUGGGGACCCAGUUGCAAUUGCGGGAUCUCAUUUGGAUUACAGGAGACAUGAUGGCGAAAACUUCAACCCCGCUCAACACACAGAAAGAAAAGACCCUUGCUGAUCUAUGGUCUGAACUUCUUGGUGUUAAGUACGAAUCGAUAUGCAAGGAAGAUGACUUUUUCAAGUUAGGCGCCGAUUCACUGGCAGUCAUGAGAUUGACGACAAAGGCUCAUGAGAAGGGAUUUGAGCUGAAGCCUGGUGACGUGUUUUCAUGUUCUAACCUUGAACGACUAGCAGAUAAGAUGGUUGAGGUUUCGACAAUUUUGAUCAAGUCUCGUGCAUACGAGCGCUACAGCCUUGUUCCGGGGAUCCAGGAUAUUUGGGCAUUUACCAGUGAACUUAUUGCGCCCACAUUGGGUAUUGCACCCGACGAGGUGGAAGAUAUUCUUCCCGCAAAUGGCUUCCAAGUCGACUACAUCGUAAACAGUGAAGAGCCGUUAGGACUUCAGUAUGCUUAUAUUGAUAUAGAGCCCGAAGUUUUGUGGCCAGACCUUGUCAACGCGUUUCGCACGGUCAUACAGGCAUUUGAGUGCCUUCGCGCCCGAUUCUACUGCCAAGAAGGACGCUACUAUCAAAUUAUACUAAAAGAGGCACCCUUGAUUGUGGAAGAGAUCGAGUCAAGAGGCCAAAUAACAACAUUUUUUAAUCAGUUUUGUGCUGAUGAUUGUCGCAAAGCAAAACUUACGGACAUUUUCAGCAAGAUUACUCUGGUAUCUGACGGCCACCGCCGACGUGUGAUUCUACGACUUUCCCAUAUGCAAAACGAUGGAUGGUGUACUAUUCGAAUCUUCACGAACAUAGCAAAUGUCUUCAAUGGCUUGGAAGUUGAGAAUACGUUGAAGUGGACGAAUCUACUAAGUUACCGUCAAGCGAUAGGGUUCGAAUCUCGUGAAUAUUGGAAUGAGGUUUUGCGUGACACUACCCGGUUGACCCCAGGACUUGUCUACAAACCGAAGGAAGGAAAAGUCCGGACGCUUCGAUCCUACGCUCUGCCAAACUUUCAUAUCUCUACUGAAAACCGGCGCACACGACCGACUGUGGUGGUUAAUGUGGCUUGGGCGCUCGUCCUUCAGAAGCUGGCAGGACAUGAUGAUGUGAUUUUUGGAAAUGUUACUACAGGGCGCAAUGGCUCUCUACCAGGACUCGAUACCGUGAUUGGCCCAUGCGUAAACAUGCUGCCCAUGAGACUUAGAUUGCAAAAUCGACCUAGUCUCAGUCGUCGUGCAUAUCUACGAAGCCUUAUCGAGGCUUCGGCUCAACAAGUAGACCAGCGUACGGCGUACGAAGGACUUGACUGGGAAGAGACUGUCAAUGAAUGUACCAAGUGGCCCUCUGGCUCACGGUACUCUUCCGCUGUCCAUUUCCGCAAUAUGGCAUUUGAACCACAGCUCACACUCGGAAAAAGCAAGGUCAAUUUUGCUUGGUAUGAGUUGGUUGCUGAACCACAUUGGACUACAGUUUUGGUUUAUCCCGAAGAGAAUGUUUUAAGGUUGUGGUUAUUGGCCAACCCGGCAGAGAUUGGUGACGAUGGUGCAGACGAGAUACUACACAUGCUCGCCGAAUACUGUGAUGAGAUUGUUGAUUCAUUAUGCGAGCAAUGA
Talaromyces marneffei is the source of this 16896-nucleotide messenger RNA. RefSeq lists its product as uncharacterized. Gene Ontology annotation, molecular function: phosphopantetheine binding; catalytic activity. The transcript is spliced from 2 exons. Gene Ontology annotation, biological process: secondary metabolite biosynthetic process; amino acid activation for nonribosomal peptide biosynthetic process. The record is from RefSeq and is a predicted model, not a curated record. Gene Ontology annotation, cellular component: cytoplasm. Lineage: Eukaryota; Fungi; Ascomycota; Eurotiomycetes; Eurotiales; Trichocomaceae. The coding region runs from base 1 to 16896 and encodes 5631 amino acids.